AUGAUCAGAAAGUCACAGAAGAACCCCAUGUGUGUAAUCUUCAAAUUGGUGCGGUGUUUUGGACAAGGAACCAAUAAAUUUUGUUUACCAAAGUUGGAACCCAAGUAUGUUCAGUUCGGCCACGGCCCAAUAGAUCUACCAAAGGGACAUUUGACGGUGUGUGUAGGCGAAUCCGAAGAUGAGAAGCAACGUGUUUUGGUGCCAGUUACUCACUUCAAUCACCCCCUCAUCGGAAAGUUAUUGGAGGACGCAGAGAAAGUUUACGGGUUCGAUCAUCCAGGUGUAAUAACCAUACCCUGCAGAGUCUCCGAGUUCCAGAGAGUUCAGAAUAUUAUUGCCACCACCCCAAGCUACCACAGACGCCUCAAAAAUUGUUGUUCCAUCAAGUCAAGUGUUAAUUAA
Molecule: messenger RNA, 402 nt
Organism: Sphenostylis stenocarpa
Lineage: Eukaryota; Viridiplantae; Streptophyta; Magnoliopsida; Fabales; Fabaceae
Source: the annotation of a GenBank genome assembly